UUCUCACCAUUAUGACUGGAUUUUUUUAAAAAAUACUUGAUCUUUUUUAUCUUUAGCUAGUGACUCAGAGAUAAACAACCAGGCACUUACGGUUUACAGCUGUUUGGAGUGUGAAAAGGGAGGAGGAAUGUUGUUGUAAAAACUAGAUUUCAAUGUCAUAAUCCGGUUUUGUUUGAUCUUCAAAGGUGGUAAUGCUCAACUUGGAGUUUACUCAUCUGUGGAGUCCAAGAUAUUUUAAAAGCACGCUUUGCCAUUUAUUUUCAGAGUUUCUGGAGACAUUAUAAUAAGGCAGAAUCAAAACCCUGGCAGGAAGAAUUUUCUGGAGAAAUGGUGGAACCAGCUGGCAACCAGUAUGUUGUGGCACGGCCAGUGUAUUCAGACAUCUUAUUUGAUCAAGAGCACGAGAAAGUGCAUAGAUAUCACAAAACCUUCAUGGAUCACCUCCGAGUAUGCUUUAGCUGCACUCCACAGAAGGCCAAGAAAAUUGCUCUAAAUUUGUUUCCUAUCAUCUCCUGGCUCCCUGCAUAUCGUGUUAAGGACUGGAUCCUCAGUGACAUUGUCUCAGGAAUUAGCACGGGGCUGGUAGCUGUCUUACAAGGUCUUGCCUUUGCUUUGCUGGUAAAUAUACCUCCAAGCUAUGGACUGUAUGCAGCCUUUUUCCCAGUAAUUAUCUAUUUUUUCUUUGGCACUUCCAGACAUAUUUCAGUUGGUCCUUUCCCUGUCCUGAGCUUGAUGGUAGGAGCAGCAGUUUUGAGAAUUGUCCCAGAUACACCUGAAGACAGCAUAGUUGACAGCAAUGCCACACAAAACGAUUCAUUGAUUGAUCAGAAAAGAGUAAUGGUAGCCGCAUCUGUGACUGUCCUUGCUGGCAUCAUUCAGCUGCUGUUGGGUGUCCUGCGGAUUGGUUUCAUAGUUAUGUAUUUAUCUCAAUCAUUAAUAAGUGGAUUUACAACAGCUGCAGCUAUCCAUGUGGUAAUGUCUCAGCUGAAAUUCAUAUUUCAACUGCCAGUUCCUGGUUAUAAUACACCAUUGGGAAUUAUAUGGGUACUAAGAGAUGUUUUCAGUCAAAUAACAAAUACAAACAUUGCCGAUCUCGUCACGUCACUUAUAAUCCUGGUCAUUGUAUUUGUGGUCAAAGAAAUCAAUGAACGCUACAAAGCCAAGCUCCCAGCACCUAUUCCCAUCGAACUCAUUGUGACAGUCAUAGCAACUGGUCUAUCCUAUGCCUUCGAAUUUGAUAAAAAAUUUGGGGUAGCCAUUGUGGGAAAGCUAGAAGCAGGGUUCCAGGCUCCCGUUGCACCUGAUGGGAAUAUCCUCCAAAGCUGUUUGGGUGAUGGUUUCUCCAUUGCCAUUGUUGGUUUCGCUGUAGCCUUCUCCGUAGCUAAAGUGUAUUCCAUCAAGCACGAUUACGCCAUUGAUGCCAACCAGGAACUAAUCGCCUUUGGAAUAGGCAACAUUUUUGGUGGUUCAUUCAAAGGAUUUGCUGCAAGCACGUCACUGUCGAGGUCUGGUGUACAGGAAAGCACAGGAGGCAAAACACAGAUUGCUGGACUCCUCUCAGCAGUUAUUGUCAUGAUUGUCAUCCUUGCCAUUAGUCAUCUCUUGGAACCACUGCAGAAGUCCGUCCUUGCAGCUCUGGCUCUUGGCAAUUUAAAAGGAAUGCUGAUGCAGUUCAAAGAGAUUGGAGUUUUGUGGAAAAAGGACAAGUAUGACUGUUUUAUCUGGAUUGUUACCUUCCUGGCUGCUAUUUUACUGGGGCUGGAUCUUGGACUUGCAGCUGGGCUCGGAUUUGAACUCCUAACUGUUAUAUUCCGUGCGCAAUUUCCAAAGUGCACACUCCUAGCCAACGUUGGAAGAAAAGAUAUCUACAGAAACAGAAAGGAUUACACAGAUAUAUAUGAGCCAGAGGGUGUGAAGAUAUUCAGAUGUCCAUCCCCAAUCUUCUUUGCUAAUAUUGACUUCUUCAAGGACAAAUUGACAGCAGCUGUCGGUUUCAAACCAUUGAGAGUGCUACGCAAGCGUAACAAAGCUUUGAGGAAAAUCAGAAGGAUGCUGAAGAAAGGAGAGCUUCAAGUGACACCUAAAGGUUUUAUUUGCACUGUUAAUUCUGUGAAUGAUUCCGACGAAGAACUGGAUAACAACCACAUUGAAGAACUGGAUCAGCCCACAGAUACCAAAGACUUGCCAAUUCAGAUAGACUGGACUUCCAGCCUUCCUCCCAACAUCACCGUUCCAACGGUCGAUAUUCACAGCCUCGUUCUUGAUUUCUCUGCAGUGUCAUUUCUUGAUGUUUCUGCAAUGAGAGUCCUCAAAGAGUCCUUGAAAGAGUUUAUCCGGAUUGAUGUGGAUGUAUAUAUUGUAGGAGCACAUGAGGGCCUUCUGGACAAACUGGAAAGAUGUGGAUUCUUUGAUGAUGAAAUUCAACCAUCUAUGUUCUUCGUUACUAUUCACGAUGCAGUUAUAUAUGUAAUGAGGGAAAAAGGCAUUGUGGAAAGUUUACCAAAGUACACAUCCAUUAUGGAGAAGGAAAAGGAAAACAAAGAUAAUUUUAUAAUCAAUACAAAUGGAGGACUACGCAAUCGGGAAUUCACAGUAAGGCCAACUAUUUUGUCCACGUUUUUAAAUAAUUGCUUAGGUUAACAGCAUGACUGUCCUGAAGUAGCACCCCUAGUACCAAUGACUAAAUACCUUAUCUAAAAUUGACACUUGAAUAGCUGAGAUGGUUCAAUAAUAAUAACACAACAACAACUGCUAUGAAUCUGUAUAUUCUUCAGAAUUUCAGGGACUAUUAUUAUAAUAAUACAGUAUAUAUCUCACAAUUCUAAACACUUGGGAAGUGUUCGACUAGUGAUUCUGUGAUACGAAAUCCAGCAUAUAUAUCUGGAUUGUUGUGUCAUACUCUGUCUUUGUGUCAAUAGUAAUAAUGUAUAAUAACAUUUUAUAUUCCACCCUUAUCCCCAAGGGGACUCUGAGCAAAUUACAACAUAUAAACAGACACAGGCAAACAUUCAGUGCCUUGUUACAAUGACAAUGAGACAAAAUACAAAUAAACAGAUAAGGCUUCUCCUUUCAUUUCCGGCUCUGGAGGCAGUGCUCAUCUCAGGCUCUGAGGGAGGUGCUCUUCUCCAUUUUGAAGCCGAGGAGCCUGUGUUGUCCAUAAACACCUCCUGGUUGUGUUGCCGCUUGAAGCAUCUUCAUUGCCUUUUUCCAGCAGUUCAGCGUCACAAGGAUUAACCCAUUGCGCCACUGCUGUCCCUUUAGGUUACAGGUAUAAGGUGUUUAAGAAACAUAAACGAGUUUUAUGUUUAGACGUGGGUCCCAUCUCCAAAAUAUCUGUGUAUAUGUACAAACAGUCUCCGAGUUACAAACAUCCAACUUACAAACAACUCAUAGUUAACUACAGGGGUGAGGCAACAGGAAGUGAGAGAACUCUAUCCCUCAGAGAAGAAAUCCACUCCUGAAAGAGUUAUCAUGGAGAAAAGGUGUCUCCAGUGAAGCUUUCUCACCAAUCCUUAUUUCCACAACAAGUCUAUUUUUUUCUACGUCUAAUUGUCACCGGAACAGAAAGUGAGGUGAAAUCUUCUAAACAGGGGCACAAACAGCAAAACAAAUAUAUGUAAUUAUAAGUACAGUAGAGUCUCGCUUAUUUAUUUGUUUAUUUAUUACAAUAUAUAUAUCCCGCCCUUCUCACCCAACAGGGGACUCAGGGCGGCUUACAAUAAAACAGACAUAUAAAAACAGUACAAUACACUAUAAAUCAGUUAAAAAUUAACUUACAUAAACAUUCAUAAAAUGCAUUUAUAAAAUAUAGAUAGGCGUGUACAAGUUUAAAAGACUGGGUCUGUCAAUUGAGUUCCAGCAUACAUAAUAGUAAUUAAUGCUGCUGAUUCUUAUUCGAAAGCCUGGCCCCACAACCAAGUUUUUACCUUCCUACGGAAGGAUAGGAGGGAGGGAGCCUGCCUGAUUUCAAUGGGGAGGGCGUUCCAUAGGCGGGGAGCCACUACUGAAAAGGCCCUGUCUCUCGUCCCCGCCAGCCGCACCUGUGAGGCUGACGGGACCGCGAGCAGGGCCUCAUCCGACGAUCUUAAGCUUCGAGGUGGGUCAUAGCGGGAGACACGUUCGGACAGAUAAGCUGGGCCGGAACUGUUUAGAGCUUUAUAGGCUAAAGCCAGCACCUUGAAUUGUGCUCGGUAGCUAAUCGGCAGCCAGUGGAGCUGACGUAACAGAGGAGUGGUACGCUCCCUGUACACCGCUCCAGUUAUUAACCUGGCAGCCUCCCGUUGGACUAACUGAAGCUUCCGAACAGUCUUCAAAGGCAGCCCCACGUAGAGUGCAUUGCAGUAGUCUAAACGGGAUGUAACAAGGGCGUGGACCACCGUGGCCAAGUCUGGCUUCCCAAGGUACGGUCGCAGCUGGUGCACAAGUUUUAAUUGUGCGAAGGCUCCCCUAGCCACCGCUGAGACCUGGGGCUCCAGGCUCAACUAUGAGUCCAGGAUCACCCCCAGACUGCGCACCUGCACCUUCAGGGGGAGUGUGACCCCAUCCAGCACAGGCUGUAACCCUAUACCCUGUUCGGCCUUCCGACUGACCAGGAGGACCUCUGUCUUGUCUGGAUUCAAUUUCAAUUUGUUAGCCCUCAUCCAGUCCGACACAGCGGCCAGACACCGGUUCAGGACCUGGACAGCCUCCUUAGUGACAGGUGGGAAGGAGUGACAGAGCUGGACAUCAUCUGCGUACAGAUGACACCGGACCCCGAAACUCCUGAUGAUCUCUCCCAGCGGCUUCAUGUAGAUGUUAAACAACAUGGGAGACAAUACAGAGCCCUGCGGGACCCCACAAGUCAACGGUUGUGGGGCCGAGCAGGCGUCCCCCAAUAACACCAUCUGGGACCGACCCUCCAGGAAUGAGUGGAGCCACUGCAAGACAGUACCUCCAAGUCCCAUUCCCGCGAGGCGUCCCAGAAGGAUACCGUGAUCGACGGUAUCGAAGGCCGCUGAGAGGUCCAGCAGAACCAGCAGGGACACACUCCCCCUGUCCAGUUCCCGGCGAAGAUCAUCGACUAAGGCGACCAAGGCUGUCUCGGUACCAUGUCCCGGCCUGAAGCCAGACUGUGCCGGAUCCAGAAAAUCAGUGUCAACCAAGAAUCCCUGGAGCUGCGAAGCAACCACAUGUUCCAAGACCUUGCCCAAAUAGGGGAGAUUGGAAAUAGGCCGAAAGUUUCCGAAUUGAGUGGGAUCCAAUGAUGGCUUUUUCAACAGCGGCUUGAUCACAGCCAUUUUUAGGCUCGCUGGAAACUUGCCCUCCCGAAGGGAGGCAUUCACCACCACCUUCACCCACUCGGCCAAACCC
Anolis carolinensis (green anole) is the source of this 5349-nucleotide messenger RNA. It is a transcript of the gene slc26a3, whose product is annotated as solute carrier family 26 member 3. Gene Ontology annotation, biological process: transmembrane transport. The record is from RefSeq and is a predicted model, not a curated record. Gene Ontology annotation, molecular function: bicarbonate transmembrane transporter activity; secondary active sulfate transmembrane transporter activity; oxalate transmembrane transporter activity. The transcript is spliced from 19 exons. Lineage: Eukaryota; Metazoa; Chordata; Lepidosauria; Squamata; Anolidae. Gene Ontology annotation, cellular component: plasma membrane. The coding region runs from base 328 to 2640 and encodes 770 amino acids.